Trematomus bernacchii (emerald rockcod) is the source of this 2115-nucleotide messenger RNA. It is a transcript of the gene elof1, whose product is annotated as ELF1 homolog, elongation factor 1. The coding region runs from base 101 to 352 and encodes 83 amino acids. Gene Ontology annotation, biological process: transcription elongation by RNA polymerase II. Lineage: Eukaryota; Metazoa; Chordata; Actinopteri; Perciformes; Nototheniidae. Gene Ontology annotation, molecular function: RNA polymerase II complex binding. Gene Ontology annotation, cellular component: transcription elongation factor complex. The record is from RefSeq and is a predicted model, not a curated record. The transcript is spliced from 4 exons.
AUCAGACGCAGUCCCAAAGAGAUGACGCGUAGUACCCGGAUGAAAUUGAAUACAGAGCAUCCUCCGUUACAAGACAUCCUUUUGAUAAACAGCAUUAGAAAUGGGGCGCAGGAAGUCGAAGAGAAAGCCUCCUCCCAAGAAGAAAAUGACCGGGAACCUGGACGUCCAGUUCACCUGCCCCUUCUGCAACCACGAGAAAUCCUGUGAUGUUAAAAUGGAACGAACGCGCAACACGGGAAUUAUAUCCUGCAGCGUUUGCUUGGAGGAGUUCCAGACUCCUAUCACCUAUCUUUCCGAAGCGGUGGACGUUUACAGUGAUUGGAUCGACGCUUGUGAAGCAGCCAAUCAAUAGUCCCGAUUUCCUUUUUACCUCACCUUCUCUUUUACAUUCCACCCCUGUGAUUGGUGCAUUAAUGAGCUUAGCACGAUGUAGCAAGAUCAAACAAUUGAAGCGUUAUUUUAUUUUGCUUUGUUUGGCCAAUUUUGCUACAGUGUGGCUGAGCAUCACACGUCCCUCUGGCUGGGACAGAGGGCCGCCAUUUUGUGUUAUAGUUUUCAUACGUCAAUGAUUAGAUUAGGAAGAAAUGUGUUGUGUUUUUUUAACAAUUAGAUCACGAUUUUUCCCUUUUUCUGGACUCAAAAUGUAUGUUUUAAAUGUAAAUGACUGAAAUUCCCUCCAGCGUAAAACAUUCCACGCCUUUAUUUUUUAUUAUUUUAGUCGUUGUAAUAAGUAUGUUUAUGAAACAGAAUUGUGUUACUUUUUGUGAAAGUAGUUUUUUUAGUUUUCAACUCCGUUAAAUGCCAAAUCUUUACCAAGUUUUUGUGUUUUUACCUGUUUAUAAGUACAUACAUCACAAUUAUGUACUUUGUAUUACACUACCUUCUGUGUAUUUUUAGGUAAUAACUAAGAAAAUGUAAUCAAAACUGUUUUCAAGUGUUUUUUAUUGCACAAAUGUCAUGUUUAGUGAAACGCGUACAAGUCGAAAAAUCAAGAAGUUAGAAAAAGUGUAACAUUUAAACAACGUUGAAACAAAGCCUUCACAUUAAGGUGAAAUGUUACUAGAAAGUUACUUAAAAUGUUGGACAGAACUAAAAAACUACAUUCAAGGGAACAAAGGGAAUGUUUGAUAAAUAAAAAAUACAGUAAGUGUACAUGUGCGUUUCCUCCACUAGAGGGCACACUUUGAUGCUGAAUUCAAGAGCUCUAAUCUACAUUUUCUGACAGUAUUUCAAAGCCAAUAAAUGUAAAUAUUUCACAUUAAACUGCUUUAUGUUGUAACUCUAGAUCACAAGUGCCUCAGCCUUAUCAGUCACUUUGUAAAUGCACUUUUCUUUUACUUCUAAUGUGUUGAAAAUGAACCCCAGAACAGCUAGUGUUAUUACAUUCAUGACAUUCGGUGGGUUAACAGUUUUUAUAUUGUGCAUGAUUCACUUGGCAAUUAAAGGUACUUUACUUUAGUACAAGUAGCAAUACGCUAAUGGAAAAAUACCACAUUAUAAGACCUGCCUUUAAGAUGUUGCUCAGGAAAAAGUAGGUAGAAAUACUGCCCAAGAAAAAUUGCCAUAGUGAGUUUAAUACGACAAUAUUGUUAUCUAUACUUACAACUUAUUCUAUGACCUCAAUUUUAAAGUCUUAUAUUUUAAAGUAACUAUAACUAAAAUAGAUAUUGGCAUGAUAGGAUUAAAGUCAGUGGAAUCGCAAAUGCUAAAUUAUUGUACAUUUCAUUCUGAUUGGCAUUAAAACAAGUCUUAAAUCUAACUUUUCUUAAACUGUAAGAACCCUGAAUAUAUGUGGCUAUCUAUAUGGCAGUGUAGUAGAAGUAUAAGAGGUAAAUACUCAAGUAAAGUACCUCCAAUUUAAAUACAAUAUCUGAUCAAAUGUACUUGUUUAAUUUAAUGUGAAGCUGGGUAAAGUGCAACAGCACUAAAGUUGACGGAGGGAAAUUCAGUAAAAGAUGGAGGAAACAACAGGACAAAAUCUACUAGUAGUGACUAACCUGACUUCAAACUAUAUUUCACAACACCUACUUCUGCUCUUUCACUUUAUAAAAGCAUUGUCCCCUUAUCAAACUGCACACAAAGCCAUGGAAAUUAUCCCUGUUUAAAAAAAAAAAA